AUGUCUUCCCCGUAUUUGAGCCAGGCACCGCCGUCGCCGCCAGAGAGCCCCUCCGAAGCCACAGUCGAAGUACACGCUCUUUCCGCUGGUCAUUUCUCGCUUCCGGAACGGUUCUUUGUACAUCCAGCCUCGCAGACCGCCCGAAGAACCGUUCCCUCUUUGUCUUUUUUGAUUAUCCACCGAGAUCAAGAGUCGGGUCAAACAACACGGAUAGUGUUCGACCUCGGCCUCCGCCGAGACAUUAACAGGUACUCGCCACCGAUCCAGAAACAUGCCGGGACGAGACAGCCCAUGACAACUCUCCCCGACGUGACUGCCAGUCUCGCUAAAGGGGGAUUGACACCCGACGACAUUCAUUAUGUCAUCUACUCUCAUGUCCAUUGGGAUCAUGUAGGAGAACCUCGAGACUUCGCUAAAAGUACCUUUGUGAUCGGGAGCGGCGCGAAUGCGUUGCUGCAAGGCAAUGGAUCACUACGAGGGAGUCACUCAUUCUUCGAGUCUGAUCUACUACCCGCGGAGAGAACGAUCGAGCUUUCCAACCCUUACGAAGACGUAGAGGAAGAGGCGAAGAGACAGUCCUUGGGAGCCCACGGUCCAAAUUUCUCUCAAGAAUGGAAGGCUCAUGGAAACCUACCUCGGACCCUCGACAUAUUCGGUGACGGCAGUCUCCUAAUCGUUGACGCUCCAGGUCAUCUUCCCGGUCACAUUAACCUACUGGCCCGGACUAGUCCUACAAGCAGUGUUUAUUUGGCCGGAGAUGCGUGCCACGACAGACGGAUCAUGAGGAAUGAGAGACAAAUUGGAGAGUGGCUUGACGAACAUGGCCAUAUCUGUUGUAUUCAUGCGGACAAAAAAGUGGCGGAGCAAACCAUUGAACGAAUCCAACAGUUGGAAUUGACUGGAGUCGAGGUCAUUUUUGCGCAUGAUUUUGAGUGGGAAGAGGAUCCAGCAAACCGAUCAAGGUUCUUUGGCAGCUCUUGA
Messenger RNA from Fonsecaea multimorphosa CBS 102226, 981 nucleotides. RefSeq lists its product as uncharacterized. The record is from RefSeq and is a predicted model, not a curated record. The transcript is spliced from 2 exons. The coding region runs from base 1 to 981 and encodes 326 amino acids. NCBI's taxonomy places the organism in Eukaryota, Fungi, Ascomycota, Eurotiomycetes, Chaetothyriales, Herpotrichiellaceae.